AACCAAACAUUCGCACAAAAGAGUCACCUAACCCUGACACACCUCACAACACACGCACACACAUAUUGAAAACAUAGAUAUGACUUUAGACUUGGUUUUAUUUUUCCAAAUUCAGCAGCUGAAUAUAAAUACUCAAGUGUGAGCCACUCAAAAAAAACCUCAACAUUCCACCAUUUUUGGAGUUUAGAUUAUCAAAUCAAAGGUAAAAAAAAAAAGUGGAUCUUGUAUUGGUCGAUUAUGGCUGGAGCACCUGUUAACAGAAGGGUUUCUGCCUCUUCUGCUAGGGCCCACACUCGCAAAUCCAUUCCUAAUUCUUCUUCUUCUGGGUUGUUUAAGAAAAUUCUUCUGGUUAGCCUUGUUGGGCUGUUGGCAUGGGGUUAUCAAGCUACUCGUCCUCCUCCUCCCAAAAUUUGUGGAACGCCAAAUGGUCCUCCUGUUACAGCACCGAGAAUUAAGUUAAAUGAUGGACGGCAUUUGGCCUACAAAGAACACGGUGUGCCAAAAGAUAAAGCACAGCACAAAUUCGUCUAUAUCCAUGGCUUUGACUCCUGUCGGAAUCAUGCUGUAGUUGCCGACCUUCUUUCUCCGGAAACAGUUGAAAGUUUAGGAACAUAUAUCGUGGCAAUUGACAGGCCAGGAUAUGGUGAAAGCGAUCCAAAUCCAAACUGGACAGUAAAGAGUAUUGCAUUGGAUGUAGAAGAGCUUGCUGAUAAGUUGGAACUUGGAGACAAGUUUUAUGUGAUUGGAUUUUCUAUGGGUGGGCAAGCAGUGUGGAGCUGCCUCAAGUAUAUUCCGAAUAGGCUAGCAGGAGCAACAUUAAUAGCUCCCGUUGUCAACUACUGGUGGUCUGGUUUGCCUGCUAACCUUUCAACCGAGGCCUACAACAAACAGCUUCAACGAGAUAGAUGGGCAUUGCGUGUUGCACACUAUGCACCAUGGCUAUCUUAUUGGUGGAAUACACAAAAAUUAUUUCCUAUUUUGAGUGUGAUUGAUCACCUUCCAGAAAUCCUCUCACGUCAAGACAAAGAGCUUGUUGCACAAUUUACAGGAAAGGAAGAUUCGUCUCCCGUAAGACAGCAAGGAGAACAUCAAUCCAUCCACCGAGACUUGGCUGUGGGGUUCGGCAAAUGGGAAUUUGACCCAACUGAACUAACAAAUCCAUUCCCUAACAACGAGGGGAGUGUCCACCUCUGGCAAGGAGAUGAAGAUAUACUCGUGCCUGUCACAUUGCAGCGUUACAUAGUUGAAAAGCUCCCUUGGAUUCACUACCAUGAAAUUCCGGGUGCUGGACACAUGUUCCCUUACGCAAAAGGCAUGAGUGAUGCCAUUAUUAAGGCACAACUUUCUGUUGAGAACUAGCACAGUCGACAUAGAUACACCAUAUACUGCAGGUGAGCUAUUAAACCUGAUACACCAUUAUAUAGUUUUCCAAAGCUAUUUAUGUACCGGCUUUGUUUUAAUUUAACCAUUGUAAUCGUUAAUGGCAGUGCAAGGGUUGUAGUCCAUACUAGAGACCUAAACAUAAACCAUAGAACUCAUUAUUGUUUUGUUAAUCCAAACAUCUAAACAGGCUUGGAUUUAUCAUUUUGCUUCUUUUUCAUUGUUUUUUUGUAAGUUUUGGUUGUUAGUUGUUAGGUAUAGAUGUCUUUUAGUGCUCUUUAUAAUACAUGGUGUCACCCAUGUUGAAAAUAAUGUCUUGAUUUUGGAGUGAUCCUUCACUUUAUUGAGAUUUGAUUGCUUACCUCUUUA
Molecule: messenger RNA, 1749 nt
Organism: Chenopodium quinoa (quinoa)
Lineage: Eukaryota; Viridiplantae; Streptophyta; Magnoliopsida; Caryophyllales; Amaranthaceae
Exons: 5
Coding region: 238-1359 (373 amino acids)
Source: RefSeq, a predicted model, not a curated record